Blastomyces gilchristii SLH14081 is the source of this 4321-nucleotide messenger RNA. RefSeq names its product elongator complex protein 1. Gene Ontology annotation, biological process: tRNA wobble base 5-methoxycarbonylmethyl-2-thiouridinylation. Gene Ontology annotation, molecular function: tRNA binding. The record is from RefSeq and is a predicted model, not a curated record. Gene Ontology annotation, cellular component: cytosol; elongator holoenzyme complex. The transcript has 9 exons. NCBI's taxonomy places the organism in Eukaryota, Fungi, Ascomycota, Eurotiomycetes, Onygenales, Ajellomycetaceae. The coding region runs from base 173 to 4147 and encodes 1324 amino acids.
AUUUAGUCCCCUCACCAAAAAGAAAAUUUACAUAUUUUCAAACACCCUACAAACCACAUGCGAUCCCCACCAACAAACCACUGCUGUAUACGAAGAGAAUCUACAUGGAUCAUCCUCGAGUUUAAAAAUCCAGGUUUUCGAAGGUGUGCGCGGAAAAGGCGCACAAUAUAAAAUGCGCAACCUGAGAAAUAUCCACCUGAGGGAGCUCCCGCUUGGGAACGAACUGCCUCUAGCUGCGACGGCCUGGGACCCUGCGACGGAUUCUAUCAUAUGCGCUUUUGGUCCAACAGAGACGACCGCUGUCAUCGAACUAAAAAGAAGGGCGCAGGACGCUGGGCUCGGCGACCUCGAGUUGAUCGCAUCCUGGGAUGCGCCAUGCCCGCUCCCGGACCUGCAACAUGACCGGAUCAUAUCAUUACAAUACUUUGCGGAUACCCUCGUUACAUGUCUUGUACUGGAAGGUGGCGAUAUUAUAGUUGUGCGCGAAGAUCCACAACCAGGCGAAGACAAGAUUGAGAUCGUGGGUUCGGUUGAUGUGGGGAUCACGGCGGCGGCAUGGGCUUUGGAUGAAGGACUACUUGCUGUAACCACCAAGGCCGACACAUUGCUCUACAUGACAAGGGAUUUCGAAAAUGUGGCCAAUAUUACAUUUACUAGCGAGGAUCUCAAGGCCUCAAGACACGUUUCUGUUGGUUGGGGAAAGAAAGAGACGCAAUUCCAAGGCAAGAGAGCCAAGGCUCUGCGGGACCCAACGAUGCCGGAGAAGAUUGACGAGGGAAAAUUGAGCGAUCUGGAUGAUAAAAGAGUUUCUAUCAGCUGGCGAGGCGAUGGGGCGUUCGUUGCUGUUAAUAGCAUUCAAUCAGAUGCCCGACGUGUGAUCAGAGUGUACUCGCGAGACGGCGUCUUGGACAGUGUGAGUGAGCCAGUGGAUGGGCUGGAGGGUUCUCUAAGCUGGCGACCAUCCGGAAAUUUAAUCGCUGGAAUACAACGUAUGGAGGACAGAGUGGACGUUGUGUUUUUCGAAAGAAAUGGGCUUCGACAUGGUGAGUUCACGCUACGCGUGAACAAGGAAGACAUGCACACCUGGGCAUCAAAAAUCAGUUUGGCGUGGAAUAUCGACUCUACCGUUCUGUCUGUCCAGUUCAAGGAUAGAAUACAGCUCUGGACAAUGGGAAAUUAUCAUUAUUAUCUGAAGCAGGAGAUCCCCAUCUCUGUUGAAACGGGGUUCGCUACAGCGCUCCUUUGCUUUCGUUGGCAUCAAGAAAAGGCAUUACGAUUUGUUAUUGGAUCAUCUGAUACUUUAUUCGACACUGAAUACGUCUUUGAUGUAGCGAGAGGUUCCACAUUGACUCCGAAUGAUUGUGGAGCGGUGGCCGUGAUUGAUGGAACAUCGCUAAAAUUAACGCCGCUAAAACUUUCCAAUGUCCCUCCCCCAAUGUCUGCUUGUGAUAUUCUUCUGGAGUCUAAUGCUAUUGAUGUCGCGUUCAGCAAAUCCAGCACCCAGUUUGUCGUGCUAACUAUGGCUAGAAUUUACUUAUACAGCUGGGACAUCAAAGUCGUCCCCGUAGCAGAUCCUGAACUUAAAGCAACCUACCCAAUCCUGAAUUCAUCGUCGAGACCUAGACGGAUCACGUUCCUGGAAGAAAAGGAGAUCUACGUUUUGAGUCAAAAUGGGAAUUCCCAGGCAAACGUAGAAAAGACCGACAUCGACACGAAGGAAACCACGAUCGUUUAUCAGUCAAUCAAUUCAAGCAUCCUUUCCUCCAUAUUCCCAAAUCUCCAGCAAAAUUCGUUGUGGAUAUGCCAGGAGGGACUGAGUAGAAAGGCGGGCUCAUAUAUUAAGCUCUCCCCCAAUGGAGCCAAUGGACUUUUUGCUGAGAUUCCACACGAGAGCCCAAGCCAGGAAACCUGCUGGGCAUACGCAACUGAGCUUUCAGAUGGAGAAGAAAUUCUAUUUUCUCUUUCUAAAUCUGGAGCACUUUAUGCAAAUAAACGACUCCUUGCAAAAAACUGCACUUCCUUCAUAAUUACUGGGGCUCAUCUUAUUUUCACUACGACCCAACACUUGCUCAAAUUCAUUCAUAUCGCCAAAGUAGAUGAUCUUGACAUUCCCGGUGACAUCCCCGAAACUGACGAAAGAUGCCGAAGUAUCGAGCGAGGGGCUCGCCUAGUUUCUGUCAUGCCCUCAAUAUUUGCCGUUACUCUACAGAUGCCGCGUGGUAAUACGGAGACUAUUUAUCCACGUGCGCUUGUUCUUGCUGGAAUUCGUAGGUAUAUCGACAACAAAAAGUAUCGUGCCGCAUAUCUUGCAUGCAGAAGCCAUAUGGUGGAUAUGAAUAUUCUUCACGAUUAUUCUCCCUCCCAGUUCAUGGCCAACGUGCCGUUGUUCAUCGACCAGGUGAAGAAGGUUGAAUAUAUCGACGAAUUUCUCUCUCGAUUAAGAGACGAGGAUGUUUCUGAGACAUUAUAUAAAAAUACCCUCAAGAUAGCUGUACCUGAUGUGGCUGUCUCUGAUGAGCUCAAUGGUGUGAUACCUGGAGAUGCUACGAAAACAACUCCAAAGGAUAACAAGGUCAACCGAAUUUGCGAUGCAUUCUUAUCCGUGCUUAACAGUCGAAUCGACACCAACCUCCAAAAUCUUGUCACCGCUCAUGUGUGCAAAUCCCCCCCUGACCUAGAUUCUGGGCUUCAACUUGUCGCAAAGCUACGGGAACAAAGUACGGAGCAAGCAGAGGAAGCUGUUGAACAUAUGUGUUUCCUCACCGAUGCAUAUAGGCUCUAUGACCAUGCCCUAGGGUUAUAUGACCUAGAGCUUACGUUGAUGGUUGCGCAGCAAGCUCAGAAAGAUCCUCGAGAGUAUCUCCCUUUCCUUCAGAAGCUGCAGGCAAUGCCAGAGCUUCGCCGUCAGUAUGAAAUCGACAACCACCUAGGACGAGUGCGAAAAGCAAUCAAAACCUUACAUGCUCUUCAUGCUUAUGAGGAGCUCAAACUUUACGCUAUCAAACAUUCAUUAUACAACGAUGCCUUGGAACUAUACAAGUACCAGCCUGAACUGCUUCGGGAUAUGUCACAGUUAUACGCUGACUAUCUAUACGAUCAAUCCAAUUACAAAGAAGCUGCCAUCAUCUAUGAAUCGCUUUCCUUUUAUGAACCCGCCUACCAAUCCUACCAGCUCGCACACCAAUGGCGUGAAUGUAUUUAUUGUGCUAGUCUCGUCCCCCUCCCAGAAACACAAAUGAACUCCCUCCUCCACUCCCUCGCCACAACCCUCACAACCGAAACAAAGGACUACAUAUCCGCUGCCCACAUCCACGCUGAACACCUCCAAGACAUCCCAACUGCUGCACAAUUACUUUGCCGCGGCAAUCAAUUCGGUGAUGCCUGCCGUCUCCUCGUACUUCGCGGCAAACAAUCCCUCGUCGGCGAAGUCGUUGAUUCAGCCCUGGGAGACGCGAUGGGCAGCAUGAUUGAUCUGCUCGCCGACUGCAAGGCGCAGCUCAAUGCACAGGUACCCAGGAUCCAGGAAUUGCGCGUCCGCCGUGCCACCGAUCCGUUGGGUUUCUAUGGCGGUGAUCCGGCUGCUGGCUUGGGUGAAGGCGGCAUCGAUAUUCCCGAUAAUGUCUCGCUAGCGCCUACAGACGCGACCACAAUGGCGGGCCGAAGUAUGUUCACGCGGUAUACGGGGAAUACGUCCUCGUCUCGGAAAACGAGCAAGACGAGGCGGCGUGAGGAGCGCAAGCGCGCACGCGGGAAGAAAGGGACUGUCUACGAAGAGGAAUAUUUGGUGAAUAGUGUACGACGGCUUAUUGAAAGAGUAAAUAGCGCCAUUGAUGAGGGGGAGGGGCUCAUUCAAGCGCUGUUGAGGAGGGGAAUGAGGGAACGAGCGGGGUUGGUGCAACAUCAUUUGGAUGAGGUUUUGGGAAUGUGCAGGGAUUGCUUGGAUGAUGUGUUUGAAGUACCGAAGGAAAUGGGUCUUGGUGUUAACGGUGCUGAUGCAGGCAAGAGUGAGGACGGUGGUCUAGGAGGGGAACGGCCACCUGGUGGUGAUGGUGUAUUCUGGGAUAGCUUGCAACAGACUAUUGGUGGGAAGGGGAGGGAGCCACCUGUCGUCAAAGCGUUCAAGAAAUUGGCUAUUCUGGGUGGAUGAGUUGAGUUGCGUGUUCGCUGUGGUUUGAUUGAUUGUUCUGCUUCAAUUUCCACGUUGGAGUGAUUCUGUCUGUUUAAAAAGGAAAUGGGAAGAUAUGGAAAAGCAAAACACUCCUAGUUACAAAGAUAAUGAAUUUGGAAGUUGUUCAAUGCAAUACGAUAUAUUGAUGCUAUA